UCUCUCUCCCACCCAGACAGCCUCGUCCCUCCUCACCGCCGGUGGAAGCCCAGUUGACCAGCGUCGCAACUGAGCGAUGCGCCUCCUAGCAGAGACUCUACCUUUUUGCGGCGGAUUUGACAGUCACAUCGCAGCCUGCAGCCUCACAUCCUAAUGACAUUUGGUUGUCAGUGUUUUCCUCAGCUUGCGUCAGUCUAAUUUUGAGGGGGGAGGGGGGGGCAAACAAUUCCCAGGACAAGGUUUUCGGUUGCAUGAAAACUGACCACUCGCAACAGGUUUUUUUUUCCCACAGUCUUGAACGAUCCCUGUGGGAGGAUUUGCUUUCAUCAUACCUAUUGCCUUUUAUUUUCAAACCAGUCAGACAACUGGUAACUUAAUCGAAGAUGGUACGAGAAACCCCGGACAAACUCUCUUGAUUUUGGUCAUUUGUGUCCUCAGUUUGUGUCUAUCGGAGGCUCGAAAGCAUCUUCAGACAGACUACAGGGAGCAGAGGCGGCUGUUGUAAGGUGGGCAGGAGCAACUAGCAGCCAUGCUGUCAUUGGACGAGCCGCUGGACUUGAAGCUUCCCAGGGGACGGACAGAUGGUCCAGUCAAAUUAGGAAAGAGGGCUUAUCCUUCCUCUAUCAGCGCCCCUCUCAGCACAACACGACCACGCCUGCUAUGCACAACCUUUCCGUCUCCCCCCUCCUCCCCAGAGUCCCAGUUUUCACCUCAAGAACGACCCGGGUCCUGCUUCAGUCCUCCAGCCAUGGACCUCAGCCUGUCCCCCUCCUCCCGCCAUGCCUCCUCCCUCUCCCCGUCUCCUUCCUCCCCCUCCUCCCCCUUCCCUUCGUCACCCCUGGAAUCCCCUCACUGCAGCAGCAGCCCUCAGCCACACCUCUUCUCGCGGGAACCGGCUCGUCAUCGAGGUCUGGAGGGUGGAGCUUCACCGCAGGGCUACCCAUUUUACCUGCCGAUUGGAAGCCCCCCGAGGGCAUACAGCUUUCCCUCCUCCAUGUUCAUCACUCAAAACAGAGACAAGCAGGCAUCACCAGAGCCCUCAUUGGACGGUCAGCUGGCCUGCCGUUGGAUGAAGUGCCAUCUGCUGUUCGACUCGCUUCAGGACCUGGUGGAUCACAUCAACGACUUCCACGUCAAGCCUGAAAAGGAUUCUGGGUACUGCUGCCAGUGGGAGGGCUGUGCCCGUAACGGCAGGGGCUUCAAUGCCAGGUAUAAAAUGCUGAUUCAUAUCCGGACACACACCAAUGAGAAGCCGCACCAUUGUCCCACCUGUAACAAGAGCUUCUCACGUCUGGAGAACUUGAAGAUACACACCCGUUCACACACAGGAGAAAAACCCUACAUCUGCCCUUAUGAAGGCUGCAGCAAACGUUACUCCAACUCUAGCGAUCGCUUCAAACACACCCGCACCCACUACGUUGACAAGCCUUACUACUGCAAGAUGGCAGGCUGCCUGAAACGCUACACAGAUCCCAGCUCGUUACGCAAGCACAUCAAGGCACAUGGGCACUUUGUUGCCCAGGAGCAAGGCGCUCCGAGCAGGAUGGGGGCUGGACUGGGCCUCCCUUGUCACCAAAGUGCUGUUGAACUGCCUACUUUAGGCAGGGCCCACAUCAUUAUCCCUGGGGCUGCAACAGCUCUUCUUGGGGGCCUGGGGACCUCUUUGCCUCUUUCGGCUUUCUGCCAUGCCAGAGCCAUGGGCCACCAUGGGGCAACACUCUUCUCCAUGGGUGGAGGAAGCAGCAUAGGGCCGCUCGGCCUCUCGGACUCUCCUCUGUUACACUUUGGACUUUCAGCUGCAUCGAUGUUGGGGCUGGGAGCUCUUGGAGGUCUGGGACGGGUGGUACGGAAGGAGACAGAGGAGGAAGAGGAAGAGGAGGAAGGAGAGGACGGGGAGGUGCUGAACCUGUCUGCAGGAGUGGGGCAUAGACCAAAUGACCCUUUGUCCUGGGUGGUUGUUCCCCCUAAGGCAGUCCUCCUUAAACCAACUGUCGUCAGCUAGGAUGUGGACUCAGCAAUGUGCAAAGAACAAGGGAGUGUGUCCAGGUUUGCGUGUUCAUGACAUACAUGCAUGUCUAUGGCGUGUGUGUGUGUGUGUGUGUGUGUGUGGGUGGGGCACAUGUGAGGGAUCAAAGGUCACUGUCACCUGCAGAGCCAUAAAAAGCACUUCAGCCAUUCCAGCGCAAGAAACAACUGAAGAAAGACUGAAAUGGACACAAGUCAUUGUUUCGAGCGUACAAAUUCAAAACAAGACCUUAGAGUAUUGGGUUGCAAAAGUCUUAUACUUUAAAAAGGGUCAGUUCACCCACAUGAAAAUGAGAAAAGAAAACAUACCCCUAAUGGUAUCCGUCAAGGCCAACAAGUGCAGAUAGAAUAUCCAUUAAUCACAUUAAAGACAUAACAUAAACAUACAAUGAGACUAUUUGCUUGCCAAACAUUCUCUCUGUGUUCCAAUGAGUUUCAGAGAUACGGGAGGUUUAUGAGAUAAGAAAAACCUUUAUUGGUCCCACAGUGGGGAAAUUGCGGAUAUAAAAGGGAUUGUUGCCCACUGAACUUUGAAUCUGCAAAGAUCAAAUCUGUUAAGCUGUCUUUUGUUGCAUAGUUGUCAUUGUCUUGAUUAGUCAUUUAAGUAGUUGGACAGAUAUUUUAGGGACCUCAUUAGGAAAAACUGACAACAGCAUUAAAAAAGGAAAUUUGAAAUUUUCAACAGUAACUUUCUUUUCACAAGUUAUUUUGAAAAAUCCACAGGCAUCGCUAUGAAAACAUUUUUACAAUGAGAUUUUGAAACAUCCUUUAUAUAGCCACACUAUAAGCAAAGCCAGUCAGUCGGUGUACCUCUUUGGCACGGACGGAAACAUUUCAACAACUGUUUGAUGGAUUGGCAUGACAUUUUUAACCAACACAUUCUCACUCCCAUUGAGUCAAAAGGCGCAAUUGGUCAGGUGCCACUGGCGUUUGUUAUUGAUUCAAAAAGUCUCCUUUAGUGUCAUUUUUAGAUGUGCUAGGCAGACACUUGGCGUCACUUUUUGACGUACUGUACGUUUAACUGACAAGCAGCCCAAGAACAGGACAGUUUGGUUUUGGUUAAGAUCGUGGGUGGCGUAACAAAAUGUACGACACACGGCACAUGAACGCCAAUCCACUGGGUAUAAGUCCUGUGUUGUUUGACCCAUCCACCAUCCCAUCCUGCCUCCAUACGCAGAUUUCCUGUCAUACUACUCGCCACCGCUGUCGCUCUUAAUACUACGUCAUCUUACAGUGCCGCGGUCAAGCUGCUGCUGUGCCCGGUGUGUUCCAUACAGAUGCUAAAGGGUUCUUUUGUGUCAGUAUCUGACGCUAAGAGUCAAUGACCAAGCGUCAGUAUUAAACAACUUGGGGAGUGGGAACGGGUUGUUCAUUUACAGCCAUGCAUGGUCACCAGAGGAUGAAUCUUACCCAUCUUUUUGACGCUUUGACAUUUCCUCUGGCGCCAGUAUUUUGGCUUAUGUCCAAGUACCCAAGUAGCCAAUACUUUGGCUUAUGUCCACGUGUUUAGUGUUAAUAACAAAAUGUUGGCAUGCUAAACUAAGAUGCCAACAAGGUAAACAUCGUGUUUACAUAAUAUCAGCCCGUCUUGUUGAGCCUUACAAAUCAAAUUAUGUAUUUUUCUGAUGUUUUAGAGGUGAAUAUCUCAAAACAUUGGGAUGCAAAACCACAUCUGUCUGCAUAGCUUGAUACCGGGCAAGUAAGAAAAUAUGUGAGUUUUAGGUGAACUGACCCUUUAAUAUUCCUUGAUUCACCAAUCCCUUUCUGUUCAUCUACACAACAGUUAACAGUGGACAAUCACCUGGAUUCGAUUCACUAAACCAGGUCAGGAAAAGAGCAGAUGCACUACCCUUUUUGUAGUUUUUAUGUUUGACAACCCCCACUGACUGCAGACCCAUUUUCACUGUUACAUAAAUAUGGGGGAAGGCAGGAUUGUGGGGAGCAACAAGAAAUACAGUCCAAACACAAUAACUUAAUGUAACGUUAAUGCAUACGUUCAUUAGGAUCUACCAAUGUUACAUCCAUCUACAUGUUUUGAGUUUGAGUUUUUGCUAUUAAGGGGUUACACUGCAAAAUACGAUAUUUAAACAAUUCAACAGCAACUCCCAUAAACAGACUGCAGACAUUAAAAACACAUUCUUGUGGUUAUUUUCUAAAUGUGUUUACAAGAUGUGUUUUUGUUACAAAAUUGAUUUAAGGCGCUUUCGUAUUUGUCUCAGUCUUGUCAUUUAAAGAUGGUUUCUCUGGAUGGUUUAUCGGGUACUGGCAAUUUAUUGUCAUGUCAAUUUAUUGACAUGAAUAAUAGCUCCAUGAAACCUCCUGAGACGUAUAGCCACACAUCAUAAUAUCUGACGCAGUAAUCUUUACUGAUUAACUAGUCCUCAAGUGAUCUCAGUGUAGCUGCCAGCUGCUCUGUGGUUUGUUUUAACCCAGAGAAACUUUGACAUUUUCAACACGAGGAUGUUUGAUGAAAUAUUAUAAUCCACACAAUGCUUUCUGUUUGACCAUGUGAUUUUUCAAGUCGCAAGAACAAAUUAAUCAACUGUUUUGACGCAACUGAAUGUGGGUUUGAGGUUAACUCCAUUUCUUGCCCUUUACUUUAGCUCAUUCCUUGCUCUCUUAAUCAUCAUAGACAACGAUCUGGACAGGAUCGGCCGUGCCUUUUAGACAAGACCAACUGAGGAAAACAAGUAGGAACAAGGUAGACAAAGGUGUGUAUUAGGCAAUAAUGGGUACACAUUUGCUUUACAAAAGGGUACACAAGAAGAAACCAAACAAUGGUUUAAAAAGCUGUCUCCAGUAUUAUUUGAAUGGGAAAUGUUUGACAAUGGCCGAAUGUGGCCAGUAUGAUUUAUCUUGUAUACUUGUUUGCACAUUGAUUGAUCCUAAUCAGUAUUUCAAAAGGUGUCCCCAAGUGCCUUGUGUUUCAUCUGAAAUAUACCGUACAAUAUAUGAAAAAUAUUUACACAAAUGUAAAGUGUAUAAAUGUACUUUUCAUUACAUUUUAGAAAACUGAAAUUGAAUAACUUGACAACAGAUGUGAUUUGUACAUCAGGGCCACUGCAACACUCUCAGAGGACGUCACCAGUGUCGAUGUCUAUGACAAUGACUCAAUGUCAAUAAACA
Messenger RNA from Etheostoma spectabile (orangethroat darter), 5151 nucleotides. Its product is annotated as zinc finger protein GLIS2. The transcript is spliced from 7 exons. Gene Ontology annotation, biological process: regulation of transcription by RNA polymerase II. The record is from RefSeq and is a predicted model, not a curated record. Lineage: Eukaryota; Metazoa; Chordata; Actinopteri; Perciformes; Percidae. The coding region runs from base 530 to 2002 and encodes 490 amino acids. Gene Ontology annotation, molecular function: RNA polymerase II cis-regulatory region sequence-specific DNA binding; DNA-binding transcription factor activity, RNA polymerase II-specific. Gene Ontology annotation, cellular component: nucleus.